This is a messenger RNA of Cooperia oncophora, 504 nucleotides long. The record is from the annotation of a GenBank genome assembly. NCBI's taxonomy places the organism in Eukaryota, Metazoa, Nematoda, Chromadorea, Rhabditida, Trichostrongylidae.
AUGAAAGCGGAAGCGUGGCGCUCCCAGAAGAAGGAUGUGGACGGAAGAGACCUCUCUACAGCGUGCAACGACUUCUACAGCUAUGCGUGCGCAUCUCCGAAACCGAAUGACCCACGGGAGCACGCUUUGGAGGAGUUCAAUCAGAUGUUGGACGAAGAAGUGAAACUUCUUCCUGCAAAUUUGAAUCAAAUGUUUUCAAUAGAGCAAUUGGUGGAUGUUAUCAAAAAAGUCCGAGACGUCGUCGCCUUCGAGAAUAUUAGAAAGAAGAAUCCUCGCAUUAACGAAGCGUUCCAGCGUACGAGAGAGUUUUUUGAGACAAUACGGCAGGAAUAUUUGGACUUCAUCAACAGUACAACUUCCGACAAUCCGGAACACCUGGCGAUGUGGUACACACGAGCAGCUCGAGUUGAGUUAGAAAUGCCAAUGAGAACCCACAAGUUUUUCGUUGCUGAGCACCUCUACUUCGUUUCAGGACAUCUAAACUGCACAGAGAAUGUUGGGUGA